GCCAGGUUCGGGGUUCGCUUUGAGGGAAAUCUCCAGAACCUUAGCUGACCUAAACAGGCGCGUUGGAAACAGCGGGGCUGUCCCCACCGACAGUGCAGGCAACUUCAGAGAACUGAGAUGGACCGAUUCCUGGGUAAGGAGGUGACGGCCUGCCGUUUGAGAAAGGUGAGACAGGAGCAGGUGGCAGAAGGCUCCCCAGAGCUGGGUGAAGACAAGGAGUGUAGUGGCAGGAAAAGGCUCAGGAGAACAGCCCCUGGGACUACAGAGGACCUGGCAGACCCCAGCUGGCAGCGAAUCAGGGCCGAAGGCCUGGACUGCGAUUACACGCUCCUAUUUCGCAAAGCCGAGGCGGAUGAGAUUUUCCGAGAGUUGGAGAAAGAAGUGGAAUAUUUCACAGGUGCUCUGGCCAGGGUUCAGGUGUUCGGGAAGUGGCACUCAGUACCCAGGAAGCAGGCGACAUACGGGGACACAGGGCUGACCUACACAUUCUCUGGCCUGACACUGUCGCCACGGCCCUGGAUCCCCAUUCUCCAGCGCGCCCGGGAUCGGGUCUCUGCAGUGACGGGUCAGACCUUCAACUUCGUGCUGGUCAACAGGUACAAAGAUGGCCUCGACCACAUUGGCGAGCACCGGGAUGAUGAAAGGGAGCUGGCUCCAGGCAGUGCCAUUGCCUCUGUGACUUUCGGGGCCUGCCGGGACUUCGUGUUCCGCCACCGUGAGUCCCGACGGAAGGCGUCCUCGCCGGAGGUGGCCUCGGUCAGGCUGCCAUUGGCACACGGGAGCCUCCUUAUGAUGAACCCCCCCACCAACACAUACUGGUAUCACAGCCUUCCAGUCCGUAGAAAGGUGCUGGCCCCACGGAUCAACCUGACAUUCCGGAAGAUCCUGCCCACUAAAAAGUAGGGCGUGUCGUUCGUUUGGGGCCAUACCCAGCUAUAUUUCGGGGUUGUCCUGGCUGUGAGCUUAGGGAUCACUCCUAAUGGGUCUCAGGGAAUCUUAUGGGGUGCUGGGGAUCGAACCCAGAUGAGCUACAUGCAAGGCAAGUGUCCUCUGUUGU
Suncus etruscus (white-toothed pygmy shrew) is the source of this 1057-nucleotide messenger RNA. It is a transcript of the gene ALKBH2, whose product is annotated as alkB homolog 2, alpha-ketoglutarate dependent dioxygenase. The record is from RefSeq and is a predicted model, not a curated record. The transcript is spliced from 4 exons. Gene Ontology annotation, biological process: DNA repair. The coding region runs from base 118 to 903 and encodes 261 amino acids. Lineage: Eukaryota; Metazoa; Chordata; Mammalia; Eulipotyphla; Soricidae.